AUGACGCCCCUCCCAACGACCCAGACGCAAUCCGCUGCGUUAGGUGUUGCGCACCAAGGCCAACCGUCAUCCGGCAAGGUAGCACCACCGCGUGGCGCGUUUGGUAUCCAAACAAACUCCAAGUCGGCGGAAAUGGUUCCCACCGACACCGAUACCGACUCGGAGGAAGACCGGGCCUUCUUCGCUGCCGAGGAGCGGCUCCGCCAGGAGUACCGUGACGACAUAGCCAAGGGCGGAGGCUAUCGUCGUCCUCAGGGCUCGACAUUAAAGCCGGUCACGCCUGUCGAGUGCUCUCGCCCCGGCCGCACAAACACGACGCAUACCAAGGGCGUCGCCUUCUGCUACGACGACGGGAUCUGCAAGCCAUGCGCCAACAGUAUCCCGGCCAAGCUCCCAAAAGUCGAACUGUGUGGGCGACGUGCCUGA
Molecule: messenger RNA, 426 nt
Organism: Apiotrichum porosum
Lineage: Eukaryota; Fungi; Basidiomycota; Tremellomycetes; Trichosporonales; Trichosporonaceae
Exons: 2
Coding region: 1-426 (141 amino acids)
Source: RefSeq, a predicted model, not a curated record